Danio aesculapii is the source of this 2925-nucleotide messenger RNA. It is a transcript of the gene nop14, whose product is annotated as NOP14 nucleolar protein homolog (yeast). The record is from RefSeq and is a predicted model, not a curated record. The transcript is spliced from 18 exons. The coding region runs from base 99 to 2678 and encodes 859 amino acids. Gene Ontology annotation, biological process: maturation of SSU-rRNA. Gene Ontology annotation, cellular component: nucleolus; Noc4p-Nop14p complex; small-subunit processome. Lineage: Eukaryota; Metazoa; Chordata; Actinopteri; Cypriniformes; Danionidae.
CUCGUGCGCGCGUCCUCACGUGUGUGUUUCUGCGUGUGUGUGUGUGGAGAUGAGCAGAUGAUUGUCGGUGUGUGUGUUGCUCUGAUCGGUGUGUAAAGAUGAAGAAGCAGCAGCAGAAGAGUGUCCGCGGGCUGGCUGAUAAAGUGCGCAGGUCUAAAGCGGCGCCGGAGAUCCAGCGGAACCCGUUCGAGGUCAAAAUCAACCGGAAGAAGUUCGAUGUUCUGGGCCGCAAGAGUAAACAUGAUGUGGGUCUGCCGGGGGUCUCCAGAUCCAGAGCCAACCAGAAGAGGAAGGAGACUCUCCUGAAAGAGCUGAAGCUGAAGGGCAAAAGCAACAAGUUCAUCGACCGGCGCUUUGGAGAGUACGACAGCAAACUGAACCCCGAGGAGAAGAUCCUGCAGAGGUUCACACUGGAGAGACAGCGUCUUCACGACAGGAGAGAUGUGUUUAACCUGAAUGAGGAUGAGCAGCUCACUCAUUACGGUCAGUCACUGGCGGAGCUGGAGAAGAUGCCGGAUCUGCAGGACUCUGACAGCGACUCUGAGGAGAAGGGCCUUCUGUCAGCUGAACUGACGGCCACACACUUCGGUGGCGGUGGAGGUCUGCUGAGGAAGAAGAGUUCAGCAGAUGAAGAUGAAGAGCAGAAACCCAGAUCCAGACAGCAGCUGAUCGAGGAGCUCAUCCUCAAGUCCAAGCAGGAGAAGCGUGAGCGUCAGACACAGAAGGAGGAGGCGCAGGAGCUCACCGAGAAACUGGACCAGCAGUGGAGAGACAUCCAGAGCCUUCUGGCCCACAAGACCCCCAAAGCAGAGCGCAGAGAGCAGCCCGACAAACCACAGCUGGACCCGUAUGAUAUGGCGGUGCGUGAGCUGGGCUUCGAGAUGAAAGCUCAGCCGUCAGAGAAGCUGAAGAGUGCAGAAGAAGAGGCCAGAGAGCAACAGCGCCGCCUGCAGGACCUGGAGGCCGACAGACUGAAGAGGAUGAUGGGAGACACUGAGGCGUCCGCUCACACACACACACACAUCUCUGCUGACGACAUUAAUGAUGGAUUCAUACUGGAUGGAGACAAGCGCAACACACUCACAUACAAGGACGGGAAGUGGAGCAUGGGGGGUGAGGAAGAGGAAGAUGAAGCAGCAACAGCAGGAGGAGGAGAAGAGGCGGAGGAGGAGGAGGAGGAUGAAGAUGAUGAAGAUGCUGAAGGAGAAGAAGAAGAGGAGGAGGAGGAUGAAGAGGAUGAAGAUGAUGGUGAUCUUCAGUCUGAGGGUGCUGAGGAUGAUGAUGGUGAUGAAGAGCAACUCAGAGAUGAUGAAGAUGAUGAAGAUCUUCCAGCAGUGACUGAAGAGGAGAAGACAGAAGCUCAGGAGGCUGCUAGAGCUGAGCUGCCAUACACAUUCACAGCUCCAGAGAGUUACAGUGAGCUGCAGUGUGUCCUGCAGGGCCGGAGCUCAGAGCAGCAGCGCCUCAUAGUGGACAGAAUAGUGAAGUGUCACCAUCCCAGCCUGGCUACUGCGAACAAGAGCAAACUACAGAGGCUGUUUGGGUUUCUGCUGGAGUACAUCAGUGAACUCACUACCCACAAUCCCCCUGAUCUCAGAACAGUCAACACACUCAUCCCGCAGUUGUGCAGUCUGUGUCAGAUGUUUCCAGACGCCGCGUGUAAAGCCGUGCAGACGCUCAUCAGUGACGCCACACACAGCAUGGAGGAGACGCUGGAGGUCAAAGGUCGCGCUGCAAUGCCGACUCUGGACAUGCUGGUCCUGCUGAAGAUCACGGCUCUGCUGUUUCCCACGUCAGACUUCAGGCAUCCCGUGACGACUCCAGCGUUCCUCUACAUCAGCCAGACGCUCACUAAGUGUGCGGUGGUCUCUCUGGAGGAUGUGUGUAAGGGUUUAAUCCUCUGCUGUUUGGCGCUGGAGUUCGUCUUGCUCUCUCAGAGGUUUUUCCCAGAACUGAUCAACUUCCUGCUGGGGCUCCUCAACCUGGCGGUCCCCGACAAGACCAGCACAGCUUAUACAGUGGUGAGUCCGUUCCGAGCGCAGGGGAAGAACUGUGAUCUGCUGCUGCUGACUGAUGCAGACGCGUCUCACAGCUGGAGGAGGAAACCAUUAUCACUGCAUACAACACACACCAGUGCAGCGGACAGAGACCACUGCAGGCUGUCAGUCAUCGACUCAUGUCUGGAUCUGCUGAAGAGGUGUGUGUGUCUCUAUAAAGAGCUGCCGUCAUUCAGUCACAUCUUCCAGCCAAUCAGAGCCCUGCUUCUCAAACAUCUUCCUGUGGAGAAAUACCCCACCUGCAUACAGGAUCUUCACAAAGAGGUUUUAGACGCCAUUCCGGAUCAGCCUUCCCAGCAUGCACCUCUGGUGUUCAAGAAGAAAAAGCCCAUUCCUCUGAAGCUCUUCACACCCAAAAUCGUGCAGAUUCUGGAUUACGGGAAGAAGCGUGGAAACACACGCGAGGAGAAGGAGCGCGAGCGCCUCAAACACAAGUACAAGCGGGAGUUUAAAGGAGCCUUGAGGGAGAUCAGGAAAGACACACGCUUCCUGGCACAGGAGAAACUCAACCACAUCAUCAGCAGGGACACUGAGAGGAAGAGGAAGGUGAAGGAGUUGUACGGCAGUCUGGCCACACAGGAAGGAGAAUGGAAGGCCCUCAAGAGGAACAAGAGGAAGUGACAUCAUCACAGCCACAAACUGCUUUAAAGGCACAGAAAUAAACAUCUGAAACCUAUUUAAGUCCCUUCUGUUGAACACACAGGUAGAUAUUUUGAAGAAUGCUGGAGAAGCAGUCCGUAGUUUUGUUUGUGCUGUUUUAUUUUGUGUCCACCUUUACAGAGUGUGAGGAAAUGAGGAGGAUUUUAAUCUCAGCGUGAUGUUUUAUAUGAGACUCUUCAGAGGAAUAAACCAGCGGUGUGCUCAUUUA